Molecule: messenger RNA, 561 nt
Organism: Penicilliopsis zonata CBS 506.65
Lineage: Eukaryota; Fungi; Ascomycota; Eurotiomycetes; Eurotiales; Aspergillaceae
Exons: 2
Coding region: 1-561 (186 amino acids)
Source: RefSeq, a predicted model, not a curated record
AUGCUGUCGUUUCUUCGCAGGAGCAGCUGCGACGGCAGCGCUAAUGAGUGUGAAAAGCCCACCAGCCAGAUGCUGACCAUGGGGGUGCCCCUCAUUAUCAGUUCAACUCUCGUUGUUACCGCCUUCGCCGUCCUUACCUACCUCUACUACAAACGCCGCAACAGGGAUGACAGGGAGGAUCGUGAAGAACGGGCGCAAGGCAUCGGCUACUACGCGCGCGAUGAAGACGUAGAGGACUUGGAGCCGACGUAUAGACAACCGGGAAACAAGGCCGCGAAUCGUCAUGACGACUUCUAUCCCGCCUCCUCACGACGCGGCUCGGACGCUUCGUUUCUCGACGUAAAAGACCCUAACGGGCCCUACCAUCUCUCGGAUCUCAGCGAGAGCACAUCCACUGUCUAUCAGCAACAAGGUCAACGGCCAUCGCAGCAGCAGCAGCCACAAUCGCAGCAACCACAACAGCAGCAGGAGACACCGGGGAACCAACCCCCGCAGAAUCCUAGCGGUGAGGGAUGGCGAGACCUCGUCAAUGAGAACAAGGCCGUCCAGCCUCACUCAUGA